Molecule: messenger RNA, 2953 nt
Organism: Tachysurus fulvidraco (yellow catfish)
Lineage: Eukaryota; Metazoa; Chordata; Actinopteri; Siluriformes; Bagridae
Product: P2Y purinoceptor 13-like
Exons: 3
Coding region: 342-1388 (348 amino acids)
Biological process (GO): G protein-coupled receptor signaling pathway; negative regulation of adenylate cyclase activity
Cellular component (GO): membrane
Molecular function (GO): G protein-coupled purinergic nucleotide receptor activity
Source: RefSeq, a predicted model, not a curated record
CAGGAUGGGGAUAGUCACCCUGGCACUGCUGUGGCAGACCUAUUGUAAUGAGAAAGGAAGUCUUUAAGGGGCCACCAGUAGAGAGAACAAGUGUGUAUGUGUGUGUGUGUGUGUGUGUGUGUGUGUGUGUGUGUGUGUGUGUGUGUGUGUGUGUGUGUGUGUGUGUGUGUGUGUGUCAUGUUUGCAUGUGUAUAUCUGUGCAGCACAGAGGGAUAGGCAAAGCGUGAAUGGGAGGUCUCAGGCAUUUAACAAUUUUCAUGUAACCGUUUCAGCUGGGAAAAAAAAGAAACAGAAGAAUUUUUCACUUCUCCAAAAGCAGCUGUUGAAGCGGGGCCGUGAGGAUGAAUGUGAGUCAGCUGAACACCUCCAUACAAUGCAAACUGGACACCAGGAUUACCUCGGUCCUCUUCCCCUGCUUGUACUCUGCCCUCUUCCUGGCUGCCAUCAUCCUCAACUGCUUGGCUGCAUGGAUCUUCUUCCAGAUUCACAGCAGCUCCACUUUUGUAGUCUACCUAAAGAACGUGGUGGUGGCCGACCUGCUCAUGACGCUGACUGUUCCUUUGAAGGUACUAACGGACGCAGGCAUCGGCUCAGCCACAUUGAGAGCCAUCUACUGCCGCUACACGGCCGUGGUCUUCUACACCACCAUGUACAUCAGCAUCCUGCUGCUGGGUCUCAUCAGCCUGGACCGCUACCUGAAAAUCGUGCGGCCUUUCGGAAAGUGCGCGCUGCAGCGAGUCGGCGUGGGUAAGGCAGUGUGCGCAGGGGUCUGGGCCGUCAUGGUGGCUUUUGCGCUGCCAAAUGUGAUCCUGAGUGACCGUGAGCUUCCUGUGAGUCGUAGUGGAAAGCUGAAAUGCAGCAGCAUGAAGAGUAAGCCUGGCCUACGCUGGCACGAGGGCUUUAACUACUUUUGCCAGGUGGUGUUCUGGGGGACGCUGAUUUUAAUGGUCAUCUGCUACACCUUCAUCAGCAGGAAGGUUUACGAGUCGUACCGCGCUUCAAGGAGCAGCUCCGGCAAGGCCAGCAAACGCACCAAGUCCAAGGUGUUUGUCGUAGUUGGCGUGUUCUUUGUAUGCUUCGCUCCCUUCCACUUGGCCCGAGUUCCCUACACCCUCACUCAAACCCGAGGCACGUCGACACAUUGCUGGGCACAGAAGCAGCUCUACUUGGCGAAGGAGAUCACGCUCUGGCUGUCAGCCACCAACAUUUGCUUGGACCCUCUCAUCUACGUCUUCCUGUGCCGGGUCUUCCGCAGGAGAUUAACUGCUACUCUUUGCCGCAAGCCUUUACCCCGUGGAGGGCUGGAGUCCCCUACAGAAACCUCGACCAAGCAGGAGCUGUCUCACAUGGGUCAGUGUAACAAUGCUAAAGAGAGCCACUCGCAUUAAUGUCAUCAUUAACGUGGACGUCACAUGAUGCCUGGACUUCGAGGUGAUAUCAGAUUAAUUUUAUAAAAUGGUACUUUUUACUGCAUAUAUAGUACAUUUACUGAAACCUGUUGAAAUACCUGUACAUAGAUCCUAUGACUGGGUUUUAUUAAAACAAUUAUCCAAACCCAGUACAACACUUGUAAGCAGUUUUAAUGUAGGACUCGAGGAUACAAUAUUUCAAUGAGUUAGAGUCUAAUCUAUAUUAAUAUUAUGAGAAAAGUGUGUGUACUUGGAAUUUGCCUUCUCGAUGUCUGUAAGUAUUAGAGACGGCUCGUGCCUCUUUCUCUUCCUAUCAUAUAUUUCUUUGCCAUCUCAAUUUUAAUAAACCAUAAAUCUCUUAAAACGGCCCUAUUCCGAGAAGAUGUUUAAAGAUAUUUAUAGCUAUUUAUUUAUGAUUCCUUACUGAUCUCAUAUACUGGCCAGUGACUAAAUAAAAAAAUUGGAAUGAGUUAAUAACCUUACAUUGGCACCAUGAAUAAGAAAAGGAAUUUUAAGACCUCGUCGACUUACGGAGUUUUUUUUCCCAACGUUCCAAAAUUUCCAACAUUCCUGAAAAUGAAUUCAAAGGAUCUUGAAUUGAAGCAAACCAACUUUAAUUAUUGGUUUCAGUUUUUUUACAUGUACAUUUUUAAGCCGUGUCCCAAAUCGCAUGCAUUGAUCAAUGUCGUUUUCGAGUCUUUGUGUGUUCAUACACAAAGUGUAGAAUGUUGGACAGUUCAUUCACUCGACGCUCGCUUAGUUCUGCAUACUUAACAGGAAAGAGGCGGAGCUACCAGGCGCUGACACUGCAUGAGAAAAUCCAGUGUCAUAUUUUAAGAUGGCUGACGACACUCUGGUGGACAAGACACCUUACACAUGUUUUGUUUGUUUUUUUUAAAUAGCCCACGUGUGUUGUUUAAUUUUUCAACAUUUACAAAAAAAAUCACUAUAAAAAUGAUGGUUACUAAGAAAAACAUUAAUAUUUUAUUUGUUUCAUUUUAUUUACUGUUAGCGAGAGUGUAUAGGGUGUAGUACGUUAUUUGGGAAGCAGCAUUAGAUGGCAAAAACAAAAAGUACUAAAGAUUUUUGGUAACUAAUGGAUUAGCUUCUGGUAAAUAUAUGCUAAUAUAUGCUAGGCUAAUAAGCGUAAAAAAAAAUUGUAGUUAAAUUUGCUGCUUUAAAAUCUCAAAUAUUAUAACAGAUAUUUAAUUUGAAAUGUAAUUAAAUGCAAUGAGUAUAAUGUGAACCGUGAUGUAGACAUCUGGACAAAGCUUCUUUAUAAAAAUAAUAAUAAAAAAAGAGAUAUUUAUUGCAUAUUUUUUAAUGUAUUGGGUUCAUCUGUACAUAAAUUUUUUUUGCCGCCUUUUUUUCCCAUAUUUAACGUUUUGCCUUCGCAUGAUUUCUUUGGAUCUCUUGAAUUUUCAACUGUUGAAAAUUAGAAUAGCACUUUAUUUUAUAAUUAAUGUAGUAUUCAAUGAGGAAAUAUGUAAUAAUUUGAAGUCUUGUACAUACUUUGCAUGUCGAAUAAAUUUGGAAAAAAAUUG